Glossina fuscipes is the source of this 1561-nucleotide messenger RNA. Its product is annotated as neprilysin-2-like. The transcript has 4 exons. The coding region runs from base 618 to 1469 and encodes 283 amino acids. Gene Ontology annotation, molecular function: metalloendopeptidase activity. Gene Ontology annotation, cellular component: plasma membrane. The record is from RefSeq and is a predicted model, not a curated record. Gene Ontology annotation, biological process: protein processing. NCBI's taxonomy places the organism in Eukaryota, Metazoa, Arthropoda, Insecta, Diptera, Glossinidae.
GCUUACCAAGCUGGGCUUACAACCUGUGAAAGAUGUUCUCAAGAAAUUAAAUAAAUGGCCGCAUUUCUGCAGAGAUUGUAGCGGCUCAACUUAUUGGCCCGAUUUAAUCAAGAAUGCACAAAGAUUAGGCCUAGAAACUAAUUAUAUUAUUGGUUUUAGUCUAGAAGUGCAUCCUGAAAAUUCUGAGAAGUUUGUAAUGAGCGUAAGUUAAAUUGUGUUGUACGACAUCCGCUGGAAGAUUUUCGAUUACUUUUGUAAGUACCAUAAGAUGAUCGACGUACCCCAACUUUGGUAUCAAAAAGAAACAACCAGAAAAGCUCUAAUUAAAAACGCUUAGUAAAGUAAACGUUCUCCGUCAGAGCGCUAUUUUUUAUCAACUUAUCCUAACCUGCACGUUCGUCAGUUUUUCCGUUCGAUCCUUUCACCAAUUCGUCCAUCUAUCCGUCCAUCCAUCCAUUCAUUAUCUUGAUUGUCUUUCGUUUUAUUCGUCUGUGUGACUCUUCUUUGGCUAAUCCAUAUAGGUUUUAAGAGAAUUGAAUCUUCGAUUCACUUGCCGAUUUCGCGAAGGAGCCGACAGUCGCCUUUCGUACGAGUCUUCGAAUUUGAUACAAAUAUUAAUGAUUAAUGAGCCCAAUUUUAGUUUAGAACCGACAUAUUUGUUUGAGGGUUUUAAGCACCCCGAAGUUAAAGCUCUUUACGACUUCCUGGUGAAAAUGGCUAUUAAUUUGGACGCUACGCCCGAAAUGGCAGUCUCUGUUGUUCAUGCUGCCUUGAUGUUUGAGAUGAAUUUGGCAUCGAUAUCUUUGGGUCUGUCUCCUGUUAAUAUUAUGGACGCCUAUGAACCUCCGUAUAGCUUGAUUCCUAUUAAAACAUUGCAAUCAAUUCUACCAUAUUUGGAUUGGUUAGAAUAUAUUAAUGGUUUAUUAUCGACUGACCACAGCGUGAAUGAAUCGGAGAUAAUCCUUGUGAGAGAGAAAUCAUAUUUUAUGCAGCUGGGUUUGAUCCUGAGGAAAACCGAUCAUGUCGUCAUUUGUGACUACUUAAUCCUUCGAACUAUAAAAUAUUCCAUUCCUUUUCUACCAGAUAAGUUUUUAUUGAUGCAUUCGGCAUUGCAAACAAACAAAUCAAAACGUGCCUACAGCUCGGAUAAUUUAUCUUUCUUAAAAUCUGAAUCUCGUGAAGAGCAAUGUCUCUCAAUAAUACCACAAUUGUUCCCGAUUAUUAUUGGCGCCCUCUACGCUCGACAAUACAGUAACCUAGAUUCGAAAAGUAAAGCUACCGAAAUUUUCGAAAGUAUCAAAAGGGAAUUUUUGCACGGUUUGCAACAUAUCAUAUGGUUAGACGAAACGACCCGUACAAAAAAUAUUAACAAAUUGAAAUCAACGCAAUUUUAUAUCGGUUAUCCUGAGCAAUUGAUGGACGACGAAUUACUAAUUAAAUAUUAUGAGAAGCUGGAGAUACAUCCCUAGCGAUUUUUUGAAUCUUAUCGAAAUUUACGUAAUUUUAAAAGGAAUAAACUGUUGGAAAAAUAUUUUCUACCUUUCAAGAAAGCCAACUGGGA